Messenger RNA from Rubroshorea leprosula, 2249 nucleotides. The record is from the annotation of a GenBank genome assembly. Lineage: Eukaryota; Viridiplantae; Streptophyta; Magnoliopsida; Malvales; Dipterocarpaceae.
CGUCUUCCUGAUCUUCAUUGCUGCCUCACAUAUUUUCUUAUGCAACCGAUGAGAUUCACCUUCAAAUGGCCUCACCUAAUGAUUGCAUGAUGUUGAUAAAAUCCACUACAUACUCUAGUAUCUGCAAUUUGUCUUUCAAACCUUUGUAAUUGAGGAAGCCCAAGUUCUAAACCAGCUGAUUGUAUCAUUUUUGGUUUUUCUAUUCCAUAUUCUGCAACCUGCAUUCUCAACCUUCUUCAAAAACACUUGAAUUGAUCAGGAAAUAAUAGUUCCAUGCCCAGAAGAAGAUGAUAAGAGCACACUCAAGCGUGCAGUCUGUGAAGAAGCCUUUCACCUAGCCCAACAUUUCUUUCCGUCAUUUGGAGAAAGUACAAUACAUAAAAGCAAGUGAAAAUCUAUGAAGUAGCUAAAAGGUAUAUUGGUGCAUGCAACUGUGCAAGAAGUAAAGAAGCCUUUUCACCAAGCACAUUCUUUCUUUCGUCGUUUGAAGGAAGCACUAGUCAUUCAAGUAAGUGGCCAGGCAUGGUCUAGUAUCGAGUACAUUGUCCUUGAUGGUGCAUGUGAAGAUGUGACUGUAGUGUGGAGGGUCGAUGCCGAAGGGAGGGCCAUCAUAGAAGAUGUACUCAAGAUAGUUCUUGGUGCGCUUGAGUUGGGCUUAAAGGCACCAAUUUAAUUGUAGUACACUACACUCAACAUUCUUAAAAGGACUCCCAAAUGGAUAGCAUAAAAUCAGCCAUUGAUAUUGUGAAGGACGUUGGCCCCACCGUUCGGAGAUAUGUCAAGUAUCAAUUUUGUCGCAGUGAUUAUGUGGAUCAAUUCGUAGCUGUGCAAAAGAAGCUGGAGCGCCAACUAGAAGAUGUUGAAGAUUUGACCCGUAAAGGAGGCUGUUUCACAUAUAUUUGCUCAUCAAGAAAGCUCGAUAAAAAGACUCAAGCACUGAAUGAAGGAAUAUGCAUGCAAGGAGAAAAUUACACUAAGGAUGGUGAGAGUUUGGUCAUAGAUGAUCACUCAAUUGAGUAUUGCACAAUUGUAUUCAAAGAAAAGCAAGAGCAACUGAAGCUCCGACAAAAAGACAUUGAGGCAAAAUUGGAGACUCAACGUAUGCAACCUGGAAAGAUUGCAAGGAAGGAAGUUGAAGACUGGAUGGAGAAAGCAUGCCAUCAAAUUGCCAUAAAGGUUGAAGACCUUAUCAGCCAAGGGGAAUGUUCUUCAUCAUCCAACCUCGAGAAAAAGACUGAAGAAUUGAAGCAAACAUUUACGCAAGGAGAAAAAUACACUAAUGCUGUGGCAGGAAUGAAAUGCAAGAUCAAAUUUUUGGAAUGGUUGAAGGGAGAUGAGGUUACAAGAAUUGCAGUUUGGGGAAUGGGUGGUGUGGGCAAGACAACAAUCAUGAAGGAAGUCCACAACCAACUGUUGAAAGAACCCAAAUUUAACAAAGUUAUUUGGGUAAAAGUGUCAAAAGACUUUGACAUUAUUGUCCAACAAAAAAAGACGUUUGAUAUUCUCAAGUUUCAGAAAAGGAUUGCAAAUAGCUUGGAAUUAAAACUGGAGCUCGAGGAUCACAAGAAUGAAACCAAGCUUGCAGGAUUGAUUUCACAAAAGUUGAGGCAGAGCAAGUCUGUGUUAAUUCUAGAUGAUGUGUGGCAACAAUUUUGUCUAGAAGAUGUUGGAAUUCCUAAUCUAGAUGGAAAUAAUGGUUGCAAGUUAGUACUCACAACACGGUUACAAGAUGUUGCUCAUGCAAUGGAGUGUGAGGUGAUCUCUGUGAAUCCUCUUCCACCUAAAGAAGCAUUUUAUUCUUGGAGAAAGUUGGAAGUGCAGUGUUGUCAAAUGAUAGAAUUAUAAGAGAUAUAGAGCCAUUUUUUAAGCAAAUUUUGCAAAAAUGUGACGGAGUACCCCUUGCUAUUGUGACAGUAGCAAGAACUAUGAGAGGAAAAUUGGAUCCUCGUUCAUGGAAAUGGGCACUUACUAAAUUGAGUAAAUUUGAAGGAAUUGUUGAUUGUUUGAAAUUCAGUUAUGAAUGCUUAGAAUCACAAUGCCAAGAGUGUUUUUUAUACUGUGCCUUGUAUCCUAAAGAUUUUGAAAUCCCAAGGGAGGAGUUAAUUGAGUUUUGGAUUGAGGAGGGGUUUAUAUAUAAAGAAGGGGAAACUAGGGACACAAUGAAUUGUGAAGGUCACGUUAUGCUUGAGAAGCUGGUUGACAACUGCUUGUUAGAAUCAGUCAAAACUAGAGAAGAAAAAGAUUGCGUG